Messenger RNA from Ceratotherium simum simum (southern white rhinoceros), 6766 nucleotides. The record is from RefSeq and is a predicted model, not a curated record. Lineage: Eukaryota; Metazoa; Chordata; Mammalia; Perissodactyla; Rhinocerotidae.
AUGCGCAUGCGUCUCCGGGCGGGCCGCGAGGGCUUCCCGCGAGCCGGCCAAUCAUAUUGCCCGCGCAGACGCAGUGGCGGCCUUUCCAACGGGGCGAGCCGGCCGCGGGCCCGCCUCCGGCUCGCUGUUCGUGGGAGGGGGCCGAUGGGGGUUGGGGCGGUGGCGCCGGAGCUGCCGCGGCUGCCGGCGUCCGAGAGGAGCCUGGGGCGGCCGUCGACCAACCGCCCGGUGCGCGACUACCAGCUGCACAUCGCGCGCGCCGCGCUCUUCCGCAACACGCUGGUGUGUCUGCCCACCGGCCUCGGGAAGACCUUCGUCGCCGCCGUGGUCAUGUACAACUUCUACCGCUGGUUCCCCUCCGGCAAGGUGGUCUUCAUGGCCCCCACCAAACCUCUGGUGACGCAGCAGAUCGAGGCCUGCUACCGGGUGAUGGGCAUCCCGCAGUCCCACAUGGCCGAAAUGACAGGAUCUACUCAGGCUUUCACCAGGAAGGAAAUAUGGCGCAGUAGGAGAGUCCUUUUUCUUACACCUCAAGUCAUGGUAAAUGAUCUUUCUCGAGGAGCUUGUCCCGCUGCUGAAAUAAAGUGUCUAGUUAUUGAUGAAGCUCACAGAGCUCUUGGAAACUAUGCUUAUUGCCAGGUCGUAAGAGAACUAGUCAAAUAUACAAAUCACUUUAGAAUCUUGGCUCUUAGUGCCACACCAGGUAGUGAUAUAAAGGCUGUGCAACAGGUUAUUACGAACCUACUAAUUGGGCAGAUAGAGCUUCGUUCUGAAGAUUCUCCAGAUAUUCUGCCAUACUCUCAUGAGAGACUAGUUGAAAAGCUUGUUGUUCCUCUAGGUGAAGAACUUGCAGCCAUCCAAAAGGCGUAUAUACAGAUUUUGGAAACAUUUGCCAGUUCUUUGAUUCAGAGGAAUAUUUUGAAGAGAAAGGAUAUCCCCAAUCUAACAAAAUACCAGAUAAUUCUGGCAAGAGAUCAGUUUAGGAAAAACCCAUCUCCAAAUAUUGUGGGAAUACAAGGCAUAAUCGAGGGAGAAUUUGCUGUUUGUAUUAGCUUAUAUCAUGGUUACGAAUUAUUGCAGCAAAUGGGAAUGAGAUCCUUAUAUUUCUUCCUUUGUGGAAUUAUGGAUGGAACUAAAGGACUGACUCGGGCUAAAAAUGAACUUGGCCGAAAUGAGGACUUCAUGAAGCUCUAUGGGCAUCUAGAGGGCAUGUUUGCACAGACACACAGUGCUUCAUCAAGUGGUGUUUCUAUCCGCAAAGGAGAUAAAGAUAAAAAGUUUUUCUACAGUCACCCAAAGUUAAAGAAAUUAGAAGAAGUUGUCGUUGAACACUUCAAGUCAUGGAAUGCUCAGAAUACCUCUGAAAAGAAAUGUGAUGAGACCAGAGUUAUGAUCUUCUCUUCAUUUCGAGAUAGUGUUCAAGAAAUUGCAGAAAUGCUUUUACGACAUCAGCCAAUGAUUAGAGCAAUGACUUUUGUUGGCCAUGCCUCUGGGAAAAGCAUGAAGGGUUUUACCCAGAAGGAGCAACUGGAGGUAGUGAAACAAUUUCGUAGUGGUGGUUACAAUACAUUGGUUUCUACUUGUGUUGGUGAAGAAGGUUUGGAUAUAGGGGAAGUUGACCUUAUAAUAUGUUUUGACGCCCAGAAGAGCCCAAUCCGUCUGGUACAGCGUAUGGGCAGGACUGGCCGCAGGCGCCAGGGCAGGAUCGUUGUGAUCCUCACUGAAGGACGGGAAGAGCGGACUUAUAAUCAAAGUCAGUCCAACAAGAGAAGUAUUUAUAAAGCUAUUUCAGGUAACAGGCAGGUCCUUCAUUUUUACCAAGGAAGUCCACGAAUGGUUCCUGAUGGAAUCAAUCCAGAAUUGCAUAAAAUGUUCAUCACACAUGGUGUCUAUGAACCGGAGAAGCCUUCUCGGAACUUGCAGCGAGAGUCAUCUAUCUUUUACUCUAGGAAUGGAAUGAAGCAAAGUAAUUCGAAGAAAGAUGGGUUCUUAUCAGAAGAAGAAUUUAAAUUAUGGGCCAGACUUUAUAGAUUAAGAGACAGUGAUGGAAUUAAGGAAAUAACAUUGCCUCAAGUGCAGUUUCCCUCUUUACAAAAUGAGGAAAACAGACCAACUCAAGAACCAACCACUGGAGUUCGUCAGCUCUCUCUCUCUGAGUGGAGAGUGUGGCAGGAUCAUCCUCUUCCUACACAUCAAGUUGACCAUUCAGAUCGAUGCCACCAUUUCAUAAACAUUAUGCAAAUGAUAGAAGGAAUGAGACACGAAGAGGGAGAAUGCAGCUAUGAAUUGGAAAUUAAAUCUUACUUACAAAUGGAAGAUGUUAACUCAACGUCAAGUGCUCCCAGGAAUGAAUAUAAUACUCUUGCCAGUGGCACCUUUACUGCUAAAAAGAAAUCUUCAUUUAUAAAGAAUAUAAAUCGAGGCGGUUCAUUCUCAAUGACUGAAUUUGAUGAAGAUUGUGCUGAAAUUUUUAAACAAACUCAUAUCAAACCUACUAAAAUUGUUUCUGUAAAGAAAAAAGCUAAAGAACUGGGAAAAGAUCAGCCUAAAAAAGAAAAUAAUGAUGUUGUUAUGGAUUCUUUAGAUACUGAUGGCGAUUCUGCUGUUGAAAAUACUUUUAAGGUGGACCUACUAAAUGAUAAAAGGGUAUCAGAGACAGAAAAAGUUGCUGCCACAGGUACUAUCAGUGAAAAUGUUGUUCAUCAGCCGUGUGGAUUGUUAACGGAAUGUCAGGUUACAAGUAAAUCUACUAGUUCGUUUGCUGGAAAGCUUUUAGAUUCUGGUUAUAACAGUUUCGGUGAUGAGAAAUCUGGUUCAUCUGGCUUGUUUCUUCCAUUCGAGGAAGAGCUUUGUAUAGCUGGGACAGAUGACCAGUUUUAUAAUUGUCAUUCAUUAACAAAAGAGGUCGUAGCUAACGUAGAGAGAUUUUUAUCUCAUUCUCCUCCGCCUCUCAGUGGACUUUCAGAUUUGGAACAUGAAAUUGCUAAGGGUUCUGCACAUGAGAAUUUGCUUUCCCUACCCUACACAGCGUAUUUACAAAGUGAUAAAUCCACCUGUUUGAUGUCACAUUCAGCUGUAAAUUCUCAACAGAAUUUAGAAUCAAAUUCACUUAACCUUAUUAAUCAUCCUUCUGAAAAAAGUUGUCUUUACACUGCAACUAAUGAUAAGAUUUCUGAUGAGCCAAGCUUCUGUGACUAUGAUAAUAAAGUACAUAAAGAUAUUCAAAAUGAAAAUUUAGUAUCCAACAAUCAUAUUCAAAUAAAUAUAGGCCCGCCAAAGUAUUUUGUUGAAGAAAAGAAUUGUAAUAUUGAUAAUGGCCUCCCAGUAUUGUUGACUGAUCAAGAUGAAAGUUUACUCUUAUUUGAAGAUGUUGAUACAGAGUUUAAUGAUGUGAGCCUUUCUCCCUCGAAGAGUAAACACAAGUCUCUAUGUGUGUCAGACAAAACUGCUGUGAAUGAAACGGCGCUGGUCUCUCAGUUCUUCAUUUCUGAUGAACUUUUGUUAGAUGAUAAUUCUGAACCCCAAGAUCAAAUCAUCUGUGAAACUAAUAGUUGGAAAUCUCAAGAAGAUUUGAGAGAUAUCCGUGAGGAAAAACUGAAGAAUGAUGAAUGUGUUUUUGACUGCUCUAAGGAUUUAUUUUCUGUUACCUUUGAUUUAGGCUUUUGUAGUCCAGAUUCUGAUGAUGAAAUAUUAGAACAUGCAUCAGAUACAAGUAAGAAUAGAUUUUUAGAUGAUCUAUCUGGAAAGUGUUCAGAUAUUAAGGAGAUAAGUGAUGCAAAUUAUGUUUCAAAUCAAGCAGUAAUACCAAGAGAUCAUAUUGAUAGUUUUACGAGUAGGACCAUUACUAUCCCAUCAAGUGAAGAUAAGCAGAGUCCAAAUUUUGCACAUUUCCCCCUGAAUGCAGCAAAGAAGAAAGAAUUUAUGUCUCCUGGUUAUUCUCAAUUUUCUUUGCCAGUAGGAGAAAAAGUUAUGAGUACACCACUUUCUGAAUUAAACACACUGAACUCAUUUCCUAAGAAGAGAAAGGAAAUGCGUAAGACGCCAGAUUCUAAUAAGGAAAAAGUAAAUCUACAAAGUGUUAAAAAAACAAUGAAUUCAACUUUUGAUGAUUCAGGACUUUCUAUAGAAAAGGCUAAGAGCAGGGAACAAAUCAAUCUGCAUCAAUCCUGUCAUCCUGUUGGAGGUGAACAAUUAACAAGCAGUGAAAGUGAAGAUGACGAGGUUUUCCAAAGAAAAAGUAGAAAAACAAAAGGAAAUGUUUUAGAAUCCCCUGAGGAUCAGAAAAAUAGUGAAGUUGAUUCUCCACUUCAUGCUGUCAAAAAGCGCAGGGUUCCUCCAAACAGAUUAGAAUUAUCAUCGAGUGAUGAAAGUGAGAAUUUUCACAGACGACAUCCACAGUUAGAAGACUUCAAGGGUCAUACCAGGAAUGCCAAAGGAGGCAUCAGAGUCCCAAAGAGACAGAAUAACCUAAAGCUUGUAGCUAGGAAGUUUUUAGAUGAUGAAGCAGAACUUACCCAAGAAGAUGCAGAAUGUGUUUCAUCAGAUGAGAACGAUGAGUCAGAAAAUGAACACGAUUCCUCGUUACUUAACUUCUUAAAUGAUGAGACUCAACUUUCACAGGCUAUAAAUGAUUCUGAAAUGAGAGCAAUUUACCUGAAAUCUUUGCGCAGUCCAUUGAUGAGUGGUCGGUACAAAAUAGUUCACAAGAAACGUAACAACAUGAACAUUUUCUCACAGAUUCCUGAGCAGGAUGAAAACUAUUUAGAAGACAGUUUUUGUGUUGAUGAAGAGGAGUCUUGCAAAAGCCAAUCAAGUGAGGAAGAAGUAUGUGUUGAUUCUGACACAAUAGCUGAAGAUUGCUUUGCAAAUGGGAGUAAAAAAUAUAAAACCCGACGUGCAGUAAAGCUAAAACAAGUGAAGAUGAGACAAAAUCUUGCAUGUUCAAAAAAGAAAUUAUCCAGGAUUAUUUUACCAGAUGAUUCAAGUGAGGAGGAAAGCACUGUAAAUGAUAAAGGAGGCUCUAAUGUUGAGGUUAACCCAGGCACUGUUAACACGAGCAGACAGCAGGACCCUUGUGUGACUUUACUGCCUUCUGGGUCUUCACUGCCGUCCAAGGACCAUUCUAAUCCAGCUGUUGAGCAGUCGCCAGAGCAGAGACAACACACACGACUUCAUUUAAAGGAUACAGUUUCUGAUGUCUUGGACUUCAAACCUCAGAGCCGUAAUAGAACUGAAUCUACCUCCCCAUCAUCCACUACUGUUGAUUCACAGAAAGGCUGUAGACAAUUUCCAGUUCAGUUGAAGGCUGGUGGUGCUCUGGAGGAUUCUAGCACUUCAGUGGCUUACUGUUCCAACUCAAGACCACAUUUGGCUGGCGCACAUGCUUCUCUUAAACUUCCACAGGAGGGCCAGAGAACUUGUAUUCUUGUAGAUAGUCGUGAAAUCACUUCUAGUUCAGAAGUAAUUUCUUCCCUGCGAGCAGUUCAUGGCUUACAGGUAGAGGUCUGCCCUCUUCACGGUGGUGGUUACAUUGUGAGUAACCGCAUGGUGGUGGAGAGGAGGCCUCAGUCUGAGAUGUUGAAUAGUAUCAGUAAGAACAAGCUCAUUGAACAGAUCCAGCACCUGCAGAGCAUGUUUGAAAGAAUAUGUGUGAUUGUGGAAAAGGACAGAGAAAAAACAGGAGACACAUCGAGGAUGUUUAGGAGAACAAAGAGCUAUGACAGCCUGCUGACUACCUUGAUUGGUGCUGGAAUCCGAAUUCUUUUCAGUUCCUGCCAAGAAGAAACUGCAGAUUUGCUAAAGGAACUGUCUUUGGUGGAACAAAGAAAGAAUGUUGGUAUUCAUGUUCCAGCAGUGGUGAACAGUCAUAAGUGUGAGGCACUUCAGUUUUAUCUAAGUAUUCCCAAUAUAAGUUAUAUAACUGCAUUAAAUAUGUGUCACCAGUUUUCAUCUGUGAAAAAGAUGACUAACAGCUCACCUCAAGAAAUCUGUGUGUAUGCACAAGUAACCCAUCAAAAGGCUGAGGAGAUCUAUAAAUAUAUUCACCAUGUAUUUGACAUGCAGAUGUUACCAAACGGUCUUCACCUGGGGAGACUGACAGCUGAUGCCUGAUCGACUGCUCCAGGUGCGGUCAUCAGAGAACCCGCACGGUGCUAAAUGCAUUUCAGUAAUCACUGCUGCGACUUGAUUGUCAGUUUAAAAUAUGUAAAUAAGAGAAUAUCUCCAUAUCUAUUAUUUUAUAUUGUAUACAUUUUUAUUUAUAUAGAUUAUAUAAAUUAUUAACAAAGAAAACCCCUGAUCAAUUAUCAUUUUGAUUAGAUUAUGAACCCCCCCCUUAAUUGAAUAAAGAAAAGUUUAUUGAUGGUACUGUGAAGCAAGUAAAAGCUAGAGUUAGAGAUGCAUUUUGGAAUUUUUCCAGAUUUAUAGUAUUGAAGUUGUCAUUUCUGAGCAUAAAUUGAUGUGUCUGACUGCUGCCAACUUAAUGGUCAUAAACAGUUUUUCCUAUAUAUUAACUAUAAUAUCGUUUAGACUAUUUUAAAUGUCCUGAGUCUAUAUACAUACUGGGUAAGGUGUGGGUGGUAGGUGUAUUGUGAGAUAAAUACCCCAGUAACUAGGAAACUAGAAAAUCUGAGUAUGUUUAUCUUACCAAAGGUGUCCCAAGCAAGCACAGUCAAAUUCUAUUCGUAUGAACUCCAGCCUACACUACUUUUUUCAUUGAAAUAUCAUAUUCAAAGAAGUGUAUAGCGGCCUGGACUUGGAAAAUUUU